GCUGCGAUGUGUCAACCGUGAUAAUUCUGAGCGGUUAUUUUGUUAUAACAAUAAUAUUUAAGUGUUCCCGGCAGAAAUGGGUUUAUCUCAGAGCUCAGAGGCAUCCGAGGGAGGGACGUAUGGAUACCAUGUCCACGGGGUGCAGCCAAAUUCUCCUGCAGAAGGUGCCGGACUGCAGCCCUUCUUUGACUUCAUUCUGUCUCUUGACUACAAAAGACUCAAUGAGGAAAACGACCUGUUAAAGGAGCUCCUGAAAGCUAACAUGGAGAAACCGGUGAAGAUGGAGGUGUACAGCACCAAGACCACAAGGGUCCGCGAGCUGGAGGUGGUGCCCAGCAACAUGUGGGGAGGUCAGGGUCUGCUGGGGGCCAGUGUUCGCUUCUGCAGCUACCAAGGAGCCAAUGAGAACGUUUGGCACGUGCUGGACGUGGAGCCCAGUUCGCCGGCUGCUCUGGCAGGACUUCAGCCUCACAGUGACUACAUUGUUGGAGCAGACCAGGUGUUGCAAGAUUCUGAAGACUUCUUCUCGCUGAUUGAAGCCCAUGAAGGGAAACCCCUGAAGCUGCUGGUGUACAACACACAAACAGAUGUCUGCAGAGAGGUGGUGGUGACACCCAACGGAGCGUGGGGAGGAGAGGGCAGUUUGGGUUGCGGCAUCGGUUAUGGCUACCUGCACCGAAUCCCUGCAAACCUGGAAGUAUCGCCCGUGAAGCCUCCCACCCCGGUCCCAGAGGAGGAACCUUCUCCAGAGCUGCCCACACAUGGAUACACGGAGACCCCUCUGAUGGCAGCUUCAAGCCAGAGUGAAGACUUGUUAGACCUGGAGCAGGUCACCCUGGAGGAGGCUCCGUUACCUCCACCCAUCCAGAGAGUCAUGGACCCCGGGUUUUCUGAUUCUGAAGUGGCAGCGAUGAGCCCCGAUCCUGCAGAUUUGGUGGACAGGCUGGAUCUGUCCAUGUCCUCCAUCGACAUGACCAACACGUCACUGGCUAUGCACGAAGAGAAGGACAGCGAAUUAUCUGGUGUUGAGGAGCUGGAGGACAGCGUCCUGCUCUCAUCAUCAGACCAGACUGAGCCACAAGAGCUGAGCUCCCUGGCAGCCCUGGACCUCACCUCGACCCUCGCUCCCACUGAGACUCUGUCUGAUUCAGGCGACCCACCAGCCGAACCAUCCGACCUGCUCGCCGAGUCCUCAGACCUGCAAAGCUUCCACAUUGAGUCUAGCAAUAGCCAAAGUCCACCUCCGGGUGACACGUCACUUCCUGUAGAGUCUCUUGACCCUCCAGCUGAAGACCUCCCCGACCCAUCUCCCAUUGAUCUCAUCCCAUCCCCAGCUGCUGACGAGUCGGCUGCAGAAUAUUCUCUCCCUCAAGCCGUCGAGGAGGCUCAGGGGUCGGCGGAGGAGUCGGCAGAGCCUGUAGAGGAGGCUCACCAGUGUGACCACGAUGAAGAAGAUCCAGAGGAGGAAGUGCAGGAUUCACAUUUUGAGUAAGCUUGCAUCAGGCCAUUCAGGAAGUACAACAAGUGAAGCUGACAAUCACUACAUAGGCGAGACGGGAGGGAAGACGUGCUCCGUCUCACGUUAUCUUGCAUUAUCAGACUAGUUACACUACAGGGACUAGUUACAGCGUUGACAUGGAAGAAGAAAAACACUUCCAGGCGGCGCUGUAGUAACAUCUGGUUCACUUUACAUGCGAGAAUUCACAGUUACUGAUUAAUCGUGAGCCAAAAAGGUCAUCAUGUUCUUGCUAAAUUAGAUUUUACGGGUAAUUACAGGUUGUUUCUGGUACACUAAUGUGAUACAUACUUGAACACUUCCAAAGAUAAAUACUUUAAUUUGCACCUUCGUACCCAGAACACUACCAGAGGUUUUGAAACUACUCGGCUGUUGGCAGUUUAAAGCUGUCACGGUCGUCGCAGCGGUGCAGUUUUACGUCAUUAUUUAAACGAUAAUUACUCCAUUAAUUAUGAAACGCAGGGCACUUUUACAGUCGUUUAUAUCCCCUGCAUUGGAUUUUUAAAGGGCUUUUUUUUUGUGGAAUGAGGGAAACGUUUGUCCACUUGUGCUGAGUUUAAAAGGUCUUUUUACACCAGAUUUGUCGAGCAUGUUUUAAACACUGUUUUUAUUUAGACCGUGAUCCUUUUACUGCUGUAUGGUUAGAUUUACAUCCCCGUGUCUCCUCACCAUGAUCUUCCCCUUUGUAAUUUCUGUGAUCUAUGCAACACUAGCCGCUCGCGAGCCGAUAGUGAUGUGAAUCCAAUAGAGGAGAAGCGUUGGGUAACAUAGCGAGACUCUGGCUGAGUAGCGGUCGUUCUUUCUAGGGGGUGUCUUUAAUGUUUUUUUUAUCGUCAACGUAGGUGCUCGUGUGUAAAAAAUAAUGAAAAGUAUUUUUGCAGAUAUUUUAUCAAUGGAUUGUAUGUUUUAUUAGGAAUGAGUGCAGAGUCUUUUGAUGAAUGUGAAAUGGGUGAAUCUUCGAUGGUUAAACAAUCACUUGACUUUAAAAAAAAAAACCAAAAAAAAGACUCGUCCCUUGUUUUUCUUAUUCCACACUCAUCAGCUGAACACGUUUACAACAUCCACGUAUGAUCCCCGUAAAUCUGUCUCUGUUAAACCAUUCCAAUUUAUUUCUUUUAAUGCCUAAAAUAUACAUAUUUCACAAAUUAUUACAACAAGGGAUAUUGCAGAGUUAUGGCCUAAUUAUCCUGCUUUUGGCCAAUUAGUGCUCACUCGAUGCCUCCCCUCCCCCUCCCCCUCCCCACUAUGGCGUUACACACACUCGGCAUGGCAAAAAAAAUAAAAAAAUCAACUCCAGAGAAUUUACAAUGAAAAGAUGUUUUGUUCUGCUGCUUGGUGGCACACCAAGAGAGAAAUAGAUGUUAGCGUUUAUUUCACUUUGGUGAGUUUCCCACAGUGGUUGAAUGUUCAUAUAUUCUCCCCUUCAAGUUAUACUGAACUUCCUAUUGAAUCUAAAUGAAAUAUACAUUAGGAACAGCCCUCACUGUCAUCAAAGUCACUGCUCAUGAGCCAAACACAGAGCAUGUAAGCAUGAGUUAUUGUUAAAGAUAUAUACCUUAUAUAUAAUUUUCCCCCGAUUGCUAAGAUGACUUGGACGACUACUAACAUUUUUCAGACUAAACUGCGACUUCUGGGUUGCAGUGAAUACGACAAAAUGCAAAUUUUUAUAACAUCCGAGUCAAAUAACCUCCAUGGACCAUGAAUGUGCUCUAGGUAGGGAUUUGGAAAAAUAACUGUUGGUUGUUGUUUUUUUUAAGUAAACUGUACAAGAACAAAAUAAAACUGCUGCAAAGUCAUUUAAAUCAAAAAAAAAUGAAAAAAAAGUUGUACACGUAUUUACAAAAAAAAUUUAAACAUUCAUUCCAUUGAGAACAGCACAGCUAAAAAAUGAAAGACAAAUACAAGUGCUUCUGUCGACGAGGUUCAAGCUCUGCGAUAAUUAGAUGUUCAAGUUAAGAUGUGGACAACAGAACGGACGAGGGUUUCGAUUUGAGGGGCCUGUGACGCUACCCGGAAGAGACCAAGUGUGCUCCUACGAGACAGGUGCAGAGUGUUUGUAGAGCGAGGACAGUUUCUGGAAUGUACUAGAACAAACAGUCUACUACAUCCAUGUGCACACACACACACUCAGACACAAACACGAACUUCAGUCGCUUCAAAAUAAAAUGCCAAUCAAGAGGGGAGGGAAGAAAAAAUAAACAGCAGUCAAAGAUCUUUAAAAAAAAAAAAAAAAAAGUGGAGACCUGGAGGAAACAGAGUCCGUUCUUGAAACUGUAAAAAAA
Stegastes partitus (bicolor damselfish) is the source of this 3798-nucleotide messenger RNA. RefSeq names its product golgi reassembly stacking protein 1a (gene gorasp1a). The transcript is spliced from 9 exons. NCBI's taxonomy places the organism in Eukaryota, Metazoa, Chordata, Actinopteri, Pomacentridae. Gene Ontology annotation, molecular function: protein binding. Gene Ontology annotation, biological process: Golgi organization. The record is from RefSeq and is a predicted model, not a curated record. Gene Ontology annotation, cellular component: Golgi apparatus. The coding region runs from base 77 to 1492 and encodes 471 amino acids.